This is a messenger RNA of Pezoporus occidentalis (night parrot), 6265 nucleotides long. RefSeq names its product zinc finger protein 821 (gene ZNF821). NCBI's taxonomy places the organism in Eukaryota, Metazoa, Chordata, Aves, Psittaciformes, Psittacidae. Gene Ontology annotation, molecular function: RNA polymerase II transcription regulatory region sequence-specific DNA binding; DNA-binding transcription factor activity, RNA polymerase II-specific. Bases 5218 to 6006 code for a protein of 262 amino acids. The transcript is spliced from 8 exons. The record is from RefSeq and is a predicted model, not a curated record. Gene Ontology annotation, cellular component: nucleus. Gene Ontology annotation, biological process: regulation of transcription by RNA polymerase II.
CAGCCGCUUCCCGCCCCGGGCGAGAAGAGAGGCAGCGGCCAACUACGGGGCCGGGGCUUGCGAGACCCGUAACCGGCGCGAAUGACCCCUCGCGGGCGGCCGGGGGCUGCGGGCUGGGACGGAUCCAUGAACAACAGGUGAGCCCUCUGCUGAGGGAAGGAACAGUCUGUGCUCCCAGGUCAGGGAAACAUGUCCCGUCGGAAACAGACCACUCCUAACAAAGUUCACUGAGAGCUGGCUGUGUCCUGGCAUGGCAGGGAUAGACUUGAACAAAUAGGUAAUGCUGUAAAGGUAGGUUGUGUAUGUGCAGGGCCUGUAGCUGUGCUUCGCUUUCACACUGUCACAAGUGCAAAUUAGUAUACUAAGAAAUGUGACUUGAGGGCCCUGGCCCAUCUUGGGUAGCAAAGGAAGUUCUAGGCCAAAGUGUGUAGCAGAAAGCCAGGAAUUCUUGGGUUCUGAUCUUUGCCCUACCACAGACUCAACUGACUGACCUUGGACACAUUCCUUGAGCUCACUCUACCUCAGCUUCCUACCAGAUAAUGAGCCAUCAGAAGCAGUAAGUAGGACCACAAGAAAAUAAAGGGACCGAAGGAUACAAGAAACAUGUCAAUGGUGAUGUCUCCAACUUGGGUUGGGAAAUCUUGCCUGUCUUAUGAUGAACGCCAUUGGGACUUUUCUGUCUACCUAGCCUGCUGUGUAUCUGGAGGGCCCAGAAAUGCCAUGCAGUGCACUCACGAGGAAAAUCGCAAAGAGCAUCAGCUCCACGAACUGGGUGAGCCAGCAGAAUGAGGAGUCAGGCUGAGACAUAGCAGACACGUUACUGAGACUUCUUCACAGGGACUGAAGUGGUUGGGAGGAAAGGAGUAAAAGGGACAGCAGUAACCACUACAGCAGUGUGGACAACCCAAAAUAGCGAUGGGGCAGGUGGACUAGAUUCACAGUGGUGGAAACACAUGCAAAUUUCAGGUCCAGGAAAGGAACACAGAAGACCUACAUGAACAGGGACUUUAAAUUGAUGUAUGAGGAGGGAAUAAAGAGGCUCAUCUGAGAGACCUUUCUGUUUAGGAAGGAAGACAGGGGAAUGAUGCCAUUUCUUUUGAUUUUGUUUUAUGGAUCUUGGCUUGGGGGUUGUUUGUUUGUGUGUUUGUUUUCCAGAACACCUGAGAGUUAUCCUGCAUUCAUACAGUUCAAGAAGGGAAGGGCUCAGGAAAAAUAUCAUUUCUGGCUACAAAGUUGAUACAGCACCAGAUCCUAGCAGUAAUGCCCCUGUUGCACAGUUCCACAGGGUUGCCCCCUACCUGCACAGCUGCUCACAUGGCAUCCCACUCCAUUUACAAGAGUAUGGAGAGAACUGGAAUGCAAAGCAGAGGCAUUUUUAUGAUCUUUUAUUGUCCUACAUUUCUAGCUGCUUGUAAACAAAUACACUGACUUGUUUUGGUGUUGUAGUCGGACUGUUUCAGUGUUGUGGUCAGCCUGCAGCCAUUUUUGUAUUUAAUAAAGAAACUUCUGCAGAAGAGUGUGAGUUCACUAUUGAACAUAAUAUCCUUUACUGAUAGUAGUGAUUGUAAAGCUAUCGCCUGUCUUACUCUCUUUCCAAAUGAAUAGAAGUGGAUUCAAAGUGGGGUGGAGGUGGGGGUGUAAGUGUCUGCAUGUGUGAGCGUGUGUGUGCAGAAACAAGUGUAACUUCAUACUACCAAAUAGUAGUCCAUCAGUAGAUGAACAGGACAGUGUUCCCUAAGUUCUUUUGGAGACAAUAUUAAUUUAAUACAUAAGAAAUUCUGUAUAAGCUAAAGAUAGCAUUUUCAAAAGUUUGUCUUUCCCAAUCCCAUGCUGCCUUUUUUUAGAUACAGGCUACUGGAGAAUGCACAAGAUGUCAUCUGCUAACAGCACUGGUGUGGUUAACAAUUUGCAUUUCUGGCUGUGAGCUGACAGUUUUCUGCACUGCGCUGAAUCAAUGCUAACUUGGUUCUGGGUAUGUUGUACAGAAAGGCCACUGGCAGACACAAUCACUCUUAGUUGUUGUGGUUGAUGCUAGUGUUACUGACAGGAGGAGUUUCCUUCUCAGCUACAUUAUGUAAAGAUCACACCUUUUCAAAUCCUGCAGGCUGUCUGCAUAAUCUGUAUCUGAGCAGAAACCUGCUGCCGUAGUACUCCAGGCUGCUGCUCAGUGGAAACGUAAGCCAUCUGGGAGGGGAAAGGGGAAGAAAACAAGCACCUACCUACUUGCACUGGGACAUACAGUGGUGUUUGGGAAUCCUGUUGUGUAACUCUGCCACAGGUAGCAUGUCUCCCGCCACUGUUUUACAUCUGUCCUGUGCUGGACAGGUUUCCUCAUUCACCGUACUUUCCUUUGUCUUGCAAUGCUUUUUUAGACUCUGCUCUUUAGCUUUUGACCUGGUGGUUGGUGCAUAUCUGCUUCCUGGAGAGGCACUGUAAUUCUGUAAUGUCUGCUGUUCAUACAGUCUGUAUCUCGGUCCCACCAGUGUGCGGUUGUGGUCCAAAACUAAAAGCAGCACUCCAGGCUAUGAAAACCAUUCAGUGUUGGAGUGGCUUCUGGUGGGGGUACAUGUGUCACAGCAAUCACGACAGUACCUGCUACUUUUGGUGACAAAUACACUUUGGGUACUCCUCAGCACCUCUCAUCAGCCCACAUGGAUUGUGUUCUUGAGUCUUCUCCACAGAAACCUCUCUCACAUUUCUGAAACAGAAUAAUAAAUGCCUUCAAAUGCCUUUGGGGGGACAUUGGGAAUUAAGACUCCCACAGUCUCCAUGAAACUUCUGAAGGUCUUUGAAAUCUUCCUUAAAUUACUGCUUUUUAAAGCACUGUCGGAAACUGGGAGGUAAGCACCAGAAAGGCAGUGUGAAUAUGAACACGGGGCAAAGCUGGCUGAAACAGGGUAGCAUGUAGGAAUGUAUCUGUCCUUGUAACAGGGCUGGUGCUGUCUUCAUGGCUCAAGAAUGCAGUGCCCUGGUUAUGCUGUUGUCAGUUGUGGCCCUAUACUAAAAGGUACAAUUUUCUUCUGAAAGCUAUGUUUUGGCUUUGCUUUUAUGUGAAGAAUGCACUGCAUCUUUGUUAGCAUUUUUGCAUUUAUGCUUUGAGUGAUUCUUGAGAGCUUAGACAUCAGUUGAUAGAUUUAACCCAAAGCUGGCCCGCUGGGAAUUUCAGCAUCUUGCCCCAAGUGCUCCCAGCUCAUCCACUGAGGGGUAAAUCAGGACCAGAUUUGGAACAAAGACAUUUGAUUAAAUAUGAAAAUUAAUUGUUGCCCUUUACUGUUAUUCUUCGGAACCAGAAGUUCUACUUAGAAGAGAACACUGUAGGAGGUUUUCUUUCAGAGGCACAAAUAAUAGCUUCUUUCAAUUUGUUUGCCAUAUCUUAUUGAGUUGAAGUAGUAGUGAUCAGUGUCUUUCAACAAACAGACUGUAAGCUCUCCUAACCCAGCAUCUCAGCUCCCUAUUUUCAAUUCCCUUAGUUUUCUGUUUUGAGCAUUGAAGUGCCACUGAGGUUUGUUUUAGCCAGAGCCAUUCCUGGGCAAGAUACGGUGGUGAAGCAAGUUACCUGUCACUUAAUAGCAGGACAAUACCAGCUCUGGGAGCAAACACCUUCCUGAAGGGCAGCGUGUCCUCAGUCUAAGACAGAGGGUGGUGACAGAACAUGACAAGGACAAACCUUGGUUUUGAUAGCACUGUGGAGGGCAGGUGAAGUGUCAGGAGCACAGGAAGGUACUGGUUUUGUGCAAGUUGCAUGUUCUAGCAGGGAAUAGGACUUCGUGAUUUUCAAAGCCAUAUAGCACUGUGCCUGAUCUGGUAUGCGGUCGUAAUCCUCCAGCGGCUUCCCUUCCACCCAGAGCUGUGCUGUAGCUCUACUGGGAGAUAGCUUGGUAGCAGAGAAAGCCACCUGGCUAUGUACGGCAAAUAGAUGGGAUCUCACAGGGGUUUUGUGGCUGGAGUGGUGUAUAAAGAGUAUGCAGAGUGCAGCGCAAUGCUGGACGUUUCUACUAGCAAGAUUGUUCUACACACAGGGGCUGGACUCACCUCAGCGGGUACGAGAGGCUGGUGUUGCAGGGUAGGCAAGCAGAGAGUUACUUAAAUGCUUUCUGAGAGGUGACUUCAGAGGUGCUGCACAGUGCAGGUGAGCAGCCCCAUACUUGUUCUGGUUUUGGCAAGCCUUGGUGGUGAAAGCAAGGCAGUGGCAUCAGUCUGACUCUCUGUCCUUGUGGCUGCCAGGGGAGCAAGUCUUUGCAGGGCUGGAGGAGCAAGCCCGACAAGCCAUGAUGAAAACCAACUUUCCUGGAGCUCUUGGUGACCAAAGGCCAGCCAUUUGUCAACUGCAAGACCCCGACUCCAGCAGCAGUGAGUUCUGCCCCUUCCAAUAAUGGCAAGGUAGCAGUGAUGACGAGGAAACCACUCAGGAUGAAGUUUCUUCACAUACCUCUGAGGAGGAUGGCUCAGUGGUGAAAGUAAAGAAAGAGUUAGAGAAUGCUGAACAACCUGUGGCUGAAGCCCCACUGAUGGGAGAAAAUGAGGCAAGUGUGUACUGGUGCUGCACUCACCUGGGCCUCCCAGGGGUGAGACAGGUACCAUCUAAACACCUUCUCUCCCCAUCAUUGUUUAUCUUUUUCUCCCUCCCACCUCCUCCAAACAACACCUUCUGGCAGGAAGGGAAAGUGUAUGAAGAGUUCUUGGGCUGCCAGGAGCAGGAGAUAACCUGCACAGAUAUGGUUCUCCUGGCUGGCCAAAAUGAUUGUGCAGAGUGUGCCCCCUUCUUUAAGUCCUCGUGGCUUUCUCUGACUGACUUCCCCUCCCUUCUGCUACAGAGCAGGCCUUGCCUACCAGAGCCACUGUGCUGGAAGAGCCUGUGUGUGCGUGGAGGCCUUGAGGCCUUUUGCCUGUUCUGCAGACACCAGAGUUUUGCUCAGAGGCUACAUAAAGUAAUUUUCAGAGUGCAACAGCAUGAACCAGCCCCAGUGGGACUGGGCACACAGCCCUUGGUCUGGCCAAGUCCUGCCUGGUGGUACUGACCAGAUACUAAGGGAAGGUGGUGUGUCUGCCUUACACCAGGGUGGCUUUUCUUCCCUGUAGGUGCCUGGGAGUUUGAAUGCUGACCCUACGCUGGGACUGUCACAGUGCCCCCUCUGCCAGCUGGAGUGUGGAGGCAGAGAGCAGCUCAUCACUCAUGUAUACCAGCACAGUGCGGCAGUGGUGAGCGCCAAGAGCUACAUGUGCCCUGUAUGCGGCAGAGCCCUCAGCUCACCAGGAUCCCUCGGGCGACAUCUCCUGAUCCACUCAGAGGACCAGCUGUCCAACUGUGCAGUGUGCGGGGCACAAUUCACCAGCCACGCCACGUUCAACAGUGCGAAGCUGCCGGAGAUGCUCAGUGCCGACCGGCUGCUGGCUCCACAGAGCCAGGGCCCCUCCAGUGCUGAAGGGAAGGACGUUGCUUUUCACCCCACGGUGUACCCUGCAGCCAUCCUGCUGGUGUGCAACAACUGCACAGCAUACCGCAGGCUGCUGGAAGCACAGGCGCCUGGCGUGCGCAAGUGGGCUCUGCGGCGGCAGAACGAGCCCCUGGAGGUGCGGCUGCAGCGGCUGGAGCGUGAGCGCACGGCCAAGAAGAGCCGGCGGGACAACGAGACGCCUGAAGAGCGGGAAGUAAGGCGCAUGCGGGAUCGGGAAGCCAAGCGCCUGCAGCGCAUGCAGGAGACGGACGAGCAGCGGGCACGGCGGCUGCAGAGGGACCGGGAAGCCAUGAGACUGAAACGCGCCAAUGAGACCCCAGAGAAACGCCAGGCCCGGCUCAUCCGGGAGCGUGAGGCCAAGAGGCUCAAGCGGCGCCUGGAGAAAAUGGACAUGAUGCUCCGGGCACAGUUUGGCCAAGACCCCUCUGCCAUGGCUGCUCUGGCAGCUGAAAUGAACUUCUUUCAGCUACCAGUGAGCAGUGUGGAGCUGGAGAGCCAGCUGCUGGGCAAAAUGACCUUUGAGGAGCAAAGCAACAGUGCGCUGCAUUAAGCUACAGCCAAGGACCGUUCCACCUCUUGUAUGGGCACACAUGCAUUAGUAGCUUCUCCUCUCAUGAGGCUGCUGUGUGUCCCUGGCUAACACCCUGACAGACGGUUCUGGCUUUCUCCUGAGCACAGGAGGGGAAGAGCUGAGGGGUGCCUGCCAAAGUAUCUCUGGUGGGAGCAGAUUCUGAGGAUACAUUCUGCUCUGCGGACCAAGUCACUGCUUGUGAGCAGAGGGAAAAUAAAUUAAUGCUCAUGUUUAUUUA